UUAUAAAUAUUUCUGGCGGCAUUUGAUGAAGCAUAUCAGUAUAAAAUGACGAGGGCUUCGAGUCUUCGUACGUUUAAUUGCUCGCAUUCUCUCCCUGUGACCGAUUGGGGUUCGGAGACCCACCUUUCUUUUCCAAGCUUCAAACCCCUUCUUUCUCUCGCAUUCUUAUAUAUUGUAGAGGGAGAGAGCGCGAGGAGGAGGAGAGUGUAUGGCGGCCGGGAUCUCCGCCGCUGUUACUUGCGGCCUCGGCGGAAACCCCUUUCUAAGCUCGCCGCGGCGCCGCCUGGCGACCGGCGACUGCGUCCAGCUCUACGCGCCCCUUCCCCUCUGCCGCCGCCGCCGCUCCUCCAUCAUACCCUCGGCACUCCAGCCCUGGAAGCAGCGGAGGCCGGCCGCGGCGGUCUGCUUCGUCGUGGGGCAGAGCGGGAGAUCCGAGAUCACGGAGGAAACGGGGAUCUCGGAUGCGGCGGCGGCGGCGGCGGCCGCGGAGGAAGAAGAGCGGCGAAUCUUGCUGAACCGGACGGCGGAGAAGAUGGCCAGGAAGCAGUCGGAGAGGCGGACAUACCUGAUGGCGGCGGUGAUGUCCAGCCUCGGCAUCACCUCUAUGGCCAUCGCCGCUGUCUACUACCGAUUCUACUGGCAAAUGGAGGGAGGGGAGGUUCCGGUGACGGAAAUGUGGGGCACGUUUGCCCUCUCCGUGGGCGCCGCGGUGGGAAUGGAGUUUUGGGCGCGGUGGGCGCACCGGGCGCUGUGGCACGCUUCCCUGUGGCACGUGCACGAGUCCCACCACCGGCCGCGCGACGGGCCCUUCGAGCUCAACGACGUCUUCGCCAUCAUCAACGCCGUCCCCGCCAUCUCCCUCCUCUCCUUCGGCUUCUUCAACCGCGGCCUCCUUCCCGGCCUCUGCUUCGGCGCCGGUUUGGGAAUUACGAUCUUCGGGAUGGCCUACAUGUUCGUCCAUGACGGGCUGGUCCACCGGCGGUUUCCGGUGGGCCCCAUUGCCAACGUGCCCUACUUCCGUCGAGUGGCGGCCGCUCAUCAGAUACAUCAUGGGGACAAGUUCGAUGGGGUUCCAUACGGGCUGUUCUUGGGACCGAAGGAGCUGGAGGAGGUUGGGGGAGUGGAGGAGUUGGAGAAGGAGAUUAAUAGGAGGAUUAAGCUCUAUAACAACAACAGAGAUGCCAGUGGCUGAGGAUUUUUCUUUUCUUUUUUUUUUUUUUUGAUGUAAGUUCUUUUGUGGUCAGAGUUUAGUCACUGUUGGGACAUCUUUCUUGCUUUUAGGGUGGAAGGCGGAAAGAUAAAGGAGUUUAUGAAGAAAUAAUCUGUUCGGCUUUGUGGAAAAUGAUAUGCAUCGUACCAUGAUUGCCACGUUUGUGAUAGUGGCGGUUAUGCUUCAUCCUUUGAAUUGUCGUUCAAUGUCGAUGGCAGGGCCAAAAAUUCUAAAAAAGUUAGGCUUUGUAAAGCAUCCAACCCUUUCUAGUUUUUGUGUAUCAUACUAUUUUACCAAGGAAAAUGGUUUAUCCCUCCAAAAA
Molecule: messenger RNA, 1532 nt
Organism: Elaeis guineensis (African oil palm)
Lineage: Eukaryota; Viridiplantae; Streptophyta; Magnoliopsida; Arecales; Arecaceae
Product: beta-carotene hydroxylase 2, chloroplastic-like
Biological process (GO): xanthophyll biosynthetic process; carotene metabolic process
Cellular component (GO): chloroplast
Molecular function (GO): iron ion binding; beta-carotene 3-hydroxylase activity
Source: RefSeq, a predicted model, not a curated record